AUCACAUCAAAGUAUGAUCUCAAGAAUUGUAUAAAUACGAUGAUUGUUUAGAAGUGAUUAUCAUUCGAUCGCUUGCUCUAUUCAAGCAAUUAAUACAAAUCAAAAUGAAAUUAUUUUUUAUUGGAUUUGCCAUUUUGGCAACCGUUUGCGCAGAAUACUCCAAUGAGUAUCAAAUUCCUCAAGAUGGUAGUUUGGCUGUAGGCGGUGAAAUUGCUUUCCAGGCUCCUUCAAAUGAGUACUUGGCACCAAUUGCUCCUUUAGCUCCUGUACCUGAGAUAGCUUCUGGUGUUCUUGCUGAUGAUGGAUAUCGUUACAAGACUGUGCGAAGACUGCGUCAUCGUCGCCGUCGUGAUGUCAGCGAGCUCACCCAAUACCUGCCCCCUACCCAAGAAAUCGUAUACGAGGCCCCAUCUAACGAAUACUUGGCACCAAUUGCUCCAGUUUCUUCCGGAGUGCUUGCUGAUGAUGGCUACCGUUACAAAACUGUCCGCAAAUUGCGUCACCGUCGUCGUCGUGAUGUCAGCGAGCUCACUCAAUACUUGCCCCCUACUCAAGAAAUUUCAUAUGAAGCCCCAUCUAACGAAUACUUGGCACCAAUUGCUCCAGUAGCCUCAGGAGUUCUUGCUGAUGAUGGAUACCGUUACAAGACCGUUCGCAAGUUGCGUCACCGCCGCCGUCGUGAUGUCAGCGAGCUCACCCAAUACUUGCCCCCUACUCAAGAAAUCUCAUAUGAAGCCCCAUCAAACGAAUACUUGGCACCAAUUGCCCCAGUUUCUUCCGGAGUUCUUGCUGAUGAUGGAUACCGUUACAAGACUGUCCGCAAGUUGCGUCAUCGUCGCCGUCGUGAUGUUAGCGAGCUCACCCAGUACCUGCCCCCUACUCAAGAAAUCGCAUACGAGGCCCCAUCUAACGAAUACUUGGCACCAAUUGCUCCAGUAGCCUCAGGAGUUCUGGCUGAUGAUGGAUACCGUUACAAGGCAGUUCGUCGCUUACGUCUCCGUCAUCGUCGUGAUGUCAGUGAAUUACCUUCAGCUCAAUACCUUCCUCCAGUUGAGCAAGUAAAUAUUCCUCAAACACCAGUUGUUUCAGUAGCCCCAGUUGCUGAUAUUCCAAUUGUGAGCAACGAAUAUUUGGCUCCAGUUGAACAAAAUGAAAAUAUUUUAGCUAAUGAUGGAUACCGUUAUAAGACUGUUAAGCGCUUUAAGAUUCGUCGUCAUUAGAGCAAU
Molecule: messenger RNA, 1226 nt
Organism: Episyrphus balteatus (marmalade hoverfly)
Lineage: Eukaryota; Metazoa; Arthropoda; Insecta; Diptera; Syrphidae
Product: nuclear pore complex-interacting protein family member B13-like
Exons: 2
Coding region: 105-1220 (371 amino acids)
Source: RefSeq, a predicted model, not a curated record